CGCCCACCGCGAGCUCACACACACACACACACACAUACACGCAUCUCAACUCAAGUCUCACGCGCUUUUGCCUGUCCUAAGCGGUGGAUAAUGUAUACAUAAAAAUAGGUUAAUGUUUCUAUUUUACGGCCAUGUACAGAUCGUCAUUUCUAGCUCAUGUCGUUUUGCUGUUUGCUGUGUUUAAAUGGUCGCUGUGCGUAAAGAUCGUCCGUCGGGAUAUUCUCAGAGUCAGAGAGGAAUGGCAUGGUGCUGAUCGGCACCUGCCUCAGCUCAGUCUCCGCACCGCUCUCCUCCAGCAGGACGUGUGUGUCCGCCUGCGGCUGUGUGUCCGUCCUCUGAUGGCAAAUGAAAACCUGACAAUUGACUUCAGUGACUCUGAAACCGGAGGCUCCUACACGCUGCUCCUAUUUGUGUCAAAACGGAGCAGUGUUCACUGGCAGUGUAUCAACAGAGGCAGUGAUGAUCUGCUGUUUCCUCACAAAGCAAGAAUUCAGACGCGUGAAAUGAACAUGACGUCCCAUCAGGCCUUUUGGAUCCUGCGGUACGACUGUUUCCCAGCGUGGCCCGGCUCCAACGUCACAGUGCAUGUUCACAAAGACAGUGACCUGCUGAUCAGUGGAUCUCAUAUGGUCCAGCUCACAGACGAUGAGGAUCCAGUGCCUGAAGCCAGAGUCAGUGUGGACGAGCGUGAUAAACGCUUCACUGUACGCAUGAAAACAGAUCAAAUGGUCAAGAUCAGCCUGUGCUACAAACAUUCAUUCCCAGAGUGUGUUGAGCAGAGAUAUUUUGGAAAGAUUAAUACGACUGUCAAUCAAACCGUUGAUCUGAGAUUCCCGUACCUGAUUCCUUGUGUCUGUGUGCAGUUGUGGUUUACAGGCAUUGAUGUAAGAAGAAACACACAGUGUCCCUUAAAAAAGAAAAUACUGCCAUAUGGCGGUGAUAUCUUGUCCUCCAGCUCAGCGAGAGUUCUCGGCUCUGUUCUGCAGUGGGAGCCUCUCUGUCCUGAUGACCAAUCAGAUCCCUCUGUCUCUCUGUGCUGGCGAAUCCAUACGCAGAACUCUUACUGUGUCCCCGUCCCCAACGCCACCCUCUAUGGGACAAAACGUGAAUAUAAUGUGUCUGCUGUAGAUAAACACCCUCAGAUGUGUGUGAAGUUUUCUUUAAAUGGCAGUUAUCAAGUCUUCUGUCCCUUCGAGUCAGAGGGCCGGUCUGAGUGGAGCGUGACGGUCGUCCCUGGAUCUCUGCAUCUGCAUGUGCACCUGACAUCUAAUAUCGCCGCGUCUUUUGCUGCUCAGCUGUGCGACAGACAUAACGAUACGUGUGCAUCUCGAGGACACGUCAUCUCACGUCAGCUGGAAGGGGGCGCCACAGAGGCGGAGCUGAGCCUGCCCUUCCCCUUCCUCUCACCAGGACUGUGUGUGCAGGUGUGGCGCUUGGAUCUCCAUGGAAGACGAAUCAUUUGCCCUGACUUCACGCACAGGCGAUGGGGUCUCAUCAUCGGCGCUGCACUGACUCUUCUGGCUGCAGUGACCGUUCUGGUCUGCAUCACACGCUGGCUGCUCAAAAGAAGCACAUCAGUGUGGCGGAGCGCUGAAAGACGACCCGUGCUGCUUGUGUGCUCGUCUAAUGACGUGGCGCACAUCACCGCUGUGUGCAGUUUGGCCUCUGGCCUGCAGGGGGAGCUCUGCAUGGACGUGAGGCUGGCGCAGUGGAUGCAGUGCCACCCUCAGUCCUCUCUGGCUCAGCUUGGACCCGUGCCGUGGCUGUACGGUCAGUGUCAGGCCGUGCAGAAGGCCGGCGGUCUCGUCCUGAUCGCCUGGAGCCCUGACGCCCAUCGGGCUUAUCUGAGAUGGAGGAAGAGCAAAAGAGAGGCUGAGCUCUGUAAGACUGGGCUGUACAGUGCUGUUGAAGAAGAAGAAGAGGAGCAGAUGUGCUGUGAUGAAGAAUGCAUGGAGAAACCAAUGGAGUCGUCUUCGAUCACAGCUCCUGUGUUCAACGCGGCACUCUCCUGUCUGUGGAUGGGAAUACGCAGUGAUUGCCACGGCCGGGGAUUUGGACUGGUUUGCUUCCCGAGUCUUAACAACAACAUCACCUGCAUCCCGAAACGACUCCGGUGCGUCCGAAAGUACUGUCUCCCGAAGGACCUGUUCUCUUUAAUACACGACCUGACCGGCUCGCAGGACAGAACUGGAAAAACCAGAGGGCGAUGUUGGCCCCGUCUUCUGUCCAAAGCACUGUCGUUAUGUGUGUCGCGUCAGCUCGUGCAGAGACUAGAGGCUAAACUUCCCAUGCCGACGGACAGCCCGAAAUUCAUUCCCAGCUUCUCACAGAAAUUAUUAAUGAGCAGGACAAAGCGAAAGACGUGGGGGCAAAAGAAGCGCCGAAGUAAAGCUGUAUCGUCGUGCUUGUCCAGAAAGGGGUGUUCAAAGAAAAAAACUGUGCCAGAGCUACACACGCCACUGGAUUUGUAGCUGCAUGCUGAUCAGAUGAGGCUGUUUCACUGCUUGUAUUGUAGUCCUAUUAUUUGCAUGCAGCGGUACACAGAAGGAAACUGAAGUCGGACUGAUCAAAGCAGAGCGAUUCACAGACAGUUUCCUGCAGAGUUUAGUGCAACAUUACAGUCCGUCCAGCAGGGGGGCAGAGACAUUAAACUAAAGCCCUGAUAUUCUCACAGCAAAGUUAUGUUUGGUUCUUCACUUAGGAGUUUGAAAUACCUUUGCUUCUGAUCAUAGUGAUGUGGAUGUUUGCAGCAGCUCUGCAGUUCAGCUCUUCAGUCACGUCACGUUUAUUUCUACAGCACUUUAUACAAUAGAUUGCUUUAAAGCAGCAGCUUUACAGUAUUAAACAUGAACAACAGUGUCAGUGUCUCUUUCAGUUAGAAUCACAGCUUCAAUUUCUAAUAUAAAGCGGCUCUCCAGUGUUCAUGUUUUCACUCGCAUCUGACCUCAACCGACUGAACAGAAGAAAUGAACCACAGAAGAUUUACACCUCAAAGAAGGCGGAGUAAUUGGUGUGUUUUGGGUGUAACGUGCAAUAAACCAAUCAGAGUCUCAUCUCCCAUUCCCUUUAAAAGCCAGUUGCGCUCGCACCAUGGCGGAUUGAUAUUUACAUGAGGAAUUUGCAAGCGGAAAAACUGAACGCUUCUCUAGUGAGGAAACAGAUCUGCUCGUGCACGAGGUUAAAGUGCGUGAACAGACCAUCUACGGGACAAGCAGGAUUCCACCAAAGCAUUUUUAUCUUUAUGCACACAAUAAUAAUCUUUUACAUUGUAAUCCUUUUAUUUUUAAUAUUUGGCAUGUUUGUGUGCUGCUGCGCGUCUCUGUGUGUGUAACAAGCAGAGUGUAUGUGUGUUGUGCACCCGCAUAUAGGCUCAUGUUACUAACUCGCUCUUUAAAUAACAAAAAUAUUGCGCCAUUGACUUUAGAGCAGGUUUCAGUUGGUCAAUGGUGCAGUCGUUUUCAGUUCCUCAAAAUAGCAACACGCCAACAGUGCACCUGAACACACCUCGUUUUCAGAUGGGCGCGAGUGCAUUUGCUAUUUAAACAACGUGGAGCAGGACAUGAAAAUGAUAACUGUGUUUGUUGGGCUAAAACUAACAGAAAACACUUGCGUCGCGCCUGGUGCCGCGUUGCACCGGGUGUAUGAUAGGGCCCCAAAGGUGUUUACCAGCCAAAGUGAACUUUCCCGUAAAGUACCAAGCUGUUUCCAUACGAACUUCAUUUUCACCUGAUUUUGUUUGAAAUGACAUCACUCCAGUUCAUUCUUCAAUCUCACUUGAAGUACAUCAGGGCCUUUACAUGCAAAACCUGUACUAAUUGAAAGAAAGAAAAAACAAGUUGACCAAAAGAUCCAAUAUUUGGUGAUAAUAUUAUAGCAUAAAGAGAGAUUUACAAGCAAUUUAAUAGGCUGGUCAUUUUUGACUGGGAAUACCAAGUUAGGUAAAGGAUUUCAGCCUAAUGUAUUGUUAUUCCUUCUCAUGUUAUUACCUGCUUGAGAUGAACCGCUUGUUGAAUUUCCUCAUUUGUAAGUCACUUUGGAUGAAAGCGUGUGCUAAAAAUGAAUACAUGUGAAGAAUGAAUCUCCCUACAAGCACUAGUGCAGAGAAAUGAAGAGCAUGUAAUUAUUUUAAAAAUGAAAAUCCUCCAACCAGGAAAGUCUGGUCUCAAAGAAAAUCUAAAGUUUCUUAUUGAUAAUUAUGACUUUAUGAUGUUGUGCAUGUACAUUUUGUAAAUACGAUCAUCCUGACAUCUGAAGGCAGCUUUAAAUAUAAGCACUCUCUCAAAAGAAAAACAGUACUGUCUAAAGAAACAUUUGAAAUGUUAUAUUUUUGUAUAAAGACCUGCAUCAGUAGACUUGUAUUUGUUCAUCAUCAUCAGUAUAAAUAAAUGCAUCAAACGUC
Molecule: messenger RNA, 4399 nt
Organism: Ctenopharyngodon idella (grass carp)
Lineage: Eukaryota; Metazoa; Chordata; Actinopteri; Cypriniformes; Xenocyprididae
Gene: il17re
Exons: 17
Coding region: 132-2471 (779 amino acids)
Molecular function (GO): interleukin-17 receptor activity
Source: RefSeq, a predicted model, not a curated record